Molecule: messenger RNA, 2427 nt
Organism: Pseudoliparis swirei
Lineage: Eukaryota; Metazoa; Chordata; Actinopteri; Perciformes; Liparidae
Exons: 2
Coding region: 977-2113 (378 amino acids)
Biological process (GO): neuron projection development
Cellular component (GO): plasma membrane
Source: RefSeq, a predicted model, not a curated record
GAAGUGAGGAAAGAGGAGCAGGAGGAAUGAGGGCAGGAAGGAGAGAUGCCAUUUAGCGCUGCCUUCUCUGUGACCGAGCAGGACACAAGGUGUGAACUUAAAAAGGUUGUUGCUGUUGCCAUGGCGAGGCCCGGACGCCCCAUGUCUGAGAGCUACCGUCCGGUCUCUCGUUCAGUCAGUCAGUCGUCCUCUGACUCCAGUGACGCCACGGUUCUGGGCUCGGAGGACGGCGACGAUCAGGUGCCCAUUUUCUCCCUCUCCAAGAGCUCCAUGGACGUCGUCAUGGCGACGGGGCCUCCGCACAAGCGGGACCCGGCCUGGACCCGCGUGGACCUGAGACGCAGCUCCAGCACCAACACUCACAUCGAGCGGAACUCGGUGACGCUGCAGCAGCUGCACCCGCACAUGUGGCAGCACAUGAACUCCACCAGCGGCCAGCAGCCAUCGCUCUCAGCCCAACACGCGGACUUGCAGGGCCCUCCGGCCCUCAGCGAGCGCUGGAUCACCAACAUGCAACGCUGGAGCGCGUGCAGCAGCACACACAGCCGCAGCAGCACUCCAGACACAGUCAUAUGGAAAGGUGGGACCUCACGGCCCUCGAGUAUUACCCAGGGAUCCCCUUGUUCUCCGCUGUGCAAACCGAGCUCUUCACAAACCACACCGUCUCCCUUCAUCUCCCCCCUACAAACACCAACUCUACCACGUAAAGAUCUUUUAACUUCCUCUUCAGCUCUCACACUGAGCACACAUGAGCAGGAAGACUUACUCCCGUCCUCCACCAAACCCUCUCCACUGACGUCACCCAUGGGGGCUCACACCACCUCACCUUCGUCGUACUCCCCCAAUCUCCUCCAGCUGACCAGCAAAGAGGACCAGAGCUUUCCCGGAGAAUAACUCUCUUUAUUUUAUAUUCCCAUCUGUUAACUUAGCAGAAGGAGGUGCGUCUUCAGAUGCCGGAUGCCUUGUUGACGACGUGAUGGAGAAGCCGCACAGUCCUGGAGGCUCGGAGAUAUCAGAGAGUGAAGCACUGAGAAGCCCGGCGCAAAUUAUAAACUACUUGACGCCUACUUCUCCAGCGUAUGGACAGGAAUCAGGAAGAGGAGCCUCAGAUAGCCAUGUCGAGCUGCCAUGGCAACUGGGGCCACGCUUUCCGACAGGUCGCAGUUGGAAGUCCCCCCUGGUUUCUUCCUUGAGCGACUCGCUCCUGGGGGUCUGCAGCAGGUGCCAUUUGAACGGCAGAGAGGGCAUCCCAAGGGCACAGGGGUUCAGGGACGAAGGUACAAUGACCUCACAGCUGGAGCUGGUGGAUGCAGCGGUGCAGACAAUUUCUCCUGUCAAUUCCUUGUGGGGCCUCGGGAGGAACCUGUCCAACUCCAACAUGGGCUCUCACUCCUUUCUGGGCUCGCCACCUGGAUCAAGACUCAACCUGAAGUCCUCAGUGGGGUCAAACUCCAAUCUGGUGUCCCCGUCCUCCAGCAUGUUUCCAAUGAGCAGCUGCGAGGAGGAGGAGGAGGAGGUGAGGGGAGGAGACGACCCGACGUGGGACAUCAACUCCGUCUCCUCGCACGAUCUGGAGAGGAAGAGGUCGUGUCUGAAGAUGAAGCUGGAGGGGGACGGGAACCCGUAUCGGAGGAGGGGCAGCAUGAAGCAGGUGCAGUGGGACGAGGAAGGGAUGACGUGGGACGUUCACGGAGCAUCGCUGGACCCAGAGGUGCUGAGCACGUCCAUACUGAAACAUCUGGAACUCCAGAUCAGCCCCCAAACACCCAGACAUACCUCGAAGAAGAAGACAUUACCGAAGCCCCCACUCAUAUCGAACGUGGUGACGGCCAUUGUCCCGGAUUUUCUUCCGCCCGUGAUGGUCAUCACCCGGGCUUGCACGGAGGGUGAGAGUGAGAAGACACCGGGGGAAGACGGAGGAAGAGAAGCUGUUCGUAGAAUAAGCAGAGCGGAGGCGUCAUAUGCAAAAGAAGAGGAUGAGGUGUAUGGGGAGGAAGGCACCGCCCGGCCUAAAUCCCCUUCGAGUAGGAGUGGACACAGCCGCAAGAAGAGUGUGAGAAGGGCACUGAAGAAGCCUGGGUGGUGUGUCGGCUCCAGCAAGGCAGCCGACUGAUCUAAUUAUCUGCAGCUGAUCAAACCCUCAAUUUAAAAAAAUGACCUCCUGAUAAACUUCUGCUGUUGAGACUCUCUUUGUCAUUUAAAGGUUGAGCUAAAAUGUCCUAAAUGUUGUUCCUCCACUCAUUAGGAUCUUUUUUUAAUUUUUUAGAGAGAAUGUGAUUUCUCUUCGAUGAAAAAGGCUGCUGUUUUUAGAAUAAAAAAGUAAAUCUAUAUUGUAAUUAACAGGUACUAUUCUUCUAAAACACGCUUGAACAAAACAUUGCUUGUUGUGUUAUAUGCAAUUAAAGUAUUCAUCGUUUCUAUAAAGAC